This is a messenger RNA of Saprolegnia parasitica CBS 223.65, 1506 nucleotides long. RefSeq lists its product as hypothetical. The transcript is spliced from 4 exons. Bases 1 to 1506 code for a protein of 501 amino acids. The record is from RefSeq and is a predicted model, not a curated record. Gene Ontology annotation, molecular function: beta-glucosidase activity. Lineage: Eukaryota; Oomycota; Saprolegniomycetes; Saprolegniales; Saprolegniaceae. Gene Ontology annotation, biological process: glucan catabolic process.
AUGACGCAGCUCAGCAUCAACCAAGUGCUCAACAGCGACCUCACAUUAAACGAAGCUCAAGUCGAAGCGUACGCCAAGCUCGGCAUUGGCUCGUACCUCAACUCGCCAUUUGCGGGUGGCCCGAAGAACGCCAAGUACGGCUGGAACGCGACCGAGUGGCGCGAUAUUCUCGGCCGCAUCCAAGCCAUUCAUCGCAAGAUCGAUCGUCACCCGAUCCUCUUUGGCCUCGACUCGGUCCACGGCGCCAACUACGUGGCCAACGCCGUGCUCUUCCCGCACCAGAUCAACGCCGGCGCGAGCUUCAACCGCCGCCUCGUCAAGGAGCUCGGGUUUUACACAGCGCGAGAUACCGCCGCCGCGGGCAUUCCGUGGAUCUUUGGCCCGAUCCUCGACGUGGCGUCGCACAAGGCGUGGCCGCGCGUGUACGAGACGUUUGGCGAAGACCCGUUUUUGGUCACGCAGAUGGCGUCCCAGAUCGUGCACGCGAACGCGUCGAUCGUUUCUCACGGGCCCGCCAUCGACAGCAUCGGGCACCUCUGUGGUGGCUGGUCGCUUGCGUGGCAAGGCAACGGCGGCAACGACAUGUUUCCGCACGGGCAAUCGGUGCUCGCAGCGCUGAAGACGGCCGUUUACGUCCCGACGGACAUGGCCGAGGCGACGCGUCUCGCGGGCCAAGCAGCGUACACACUCGUCGUGCUUGGUGAAGGUCCGUACGCGGAGAAGCCCGGCGACAUCCACGAUUUGGCCCUUCCCGACGGCCAAGUCGCGUAUGUUCGCGCCCUCGCCGCGACCAAGACCAAGCUCCUUCUCGUGCUCGUGGAAGGCCGGCCUCGGCUGCUGCAGGGGCUGCCCGACCUCGCCUCUGCCGUCCUGCACGCCAUGCUGCCCGGUGAGAUGGGCGGCGCUGCGAUCGCGAGCGUGCUUCUCGGAGCGAGAACCCCAGUGGCCGGCUGCCCGGUGACAUACUACCACCGGCGCAACGCGGGGUGCAAUACCAACGGCCUCUUUGGCGAGUGCGCGCCCGAGUGGGCCUUUGGGAGUGGGCUGAGCUACACGCGCUUUACGUACAGCGACGUGUCCGUGCUCGUCGGCGAGCACCACGCGCUCACGAUCACUCUGGCCGUUCAAAACACGGGCGACCGCGACGGCGACCACGUCGUGCUGCUGUUUCUGCGCCAGGAAGCCCGUCGAGGCAACGCGCCCGAGACCAAGCGCCUCGUGUUCUUUGAAAAGUUGGCCGUCGCAGCCGGGAGUGCCAAGGUCGUGCGCGCCGAGCUCCGUGCCAAAGACUGGGGCAUUUACACCAAUGAAGUGGGCCACGGUCUCGAAAAACACGUGUCGCCCGGUGCGUACACGCUGCUCGUCUCCGAGGCGGCCGACUGCGCCAAAGGACAGUGCGUGCGCUUUAGAGCAGGUGUGCAUGGCACGUACACGCCGACGACGACGGUGCAAGUGGCGGCGCAAUCCCACGUUGCGUCCGUCUUGCGUUACCACAUGUCUUUGUAA